This is a messenger RNA of Polyodon spathula (Mississippi paddlefish), 4369 nucleotides long. Its product is annotated as solute carrier family 22 member 16-like. Gene Ontology annotation, biological process: transmembrane transport. The annotation marks the transcript as partial. Lineage: Eukaryota; Metazoa; Chordata; Actinopteri; Acipenseriformes; Polyodontidae. The transcript is spliced from 7 exons. The record is from RefSeq and is a predicted model, not a curated record. Gene Ontology annotation, cellular component: membrane.
UAUUUUGGUUUGUAUAUCACUAACACCCCUUAUUCUAUCCUUUGUCCACUAUCUCCCUUAUCUAGGUUCCAGGCAUGUGUGUAUUUUGCAGUUGUUUUUCAGACCAUCUCCUGUGGAAUUCACUAUUUGGCGUCAGUGUUCCUGGCUGCGACUUCCAAGUUUGUCUGCAUUGCACCAGAAAACAUCAUCGCUGCCAUGGUUGAAAAUUACAGGGGCUCAGGAUUGGAGGACAUCUGGAGUCACUGGAACCCGGGAAAAGGCUUCAUCCUUGUGGAGCCGGAGAGCGGUGAGCUGUGGGAGCUUAAUAAGUGCAGCCGGUCCAGGCGGACAGACAGUUUUCACUUUGACUACUCAUCCAGUGGUAAUAAGAGCGAGUUUCCCUGUUCAGAAUGGUUUGUCUACGAUCGCACCAACAUCCAGCAAAGUAUUGUAACAGACUGGAACCUGGUCUGUGACAAGGAAUGGCUAGCAAAGCUCACCCAGCCCUCCUUCAUGUUUGGAGUCCUCAUCAGAGGACUCAUAUUUGGAGACAUUGCCGACAGAGUAGGCAGGCGUACAGUCAUGAUGUUUACAAGCAUAUUCCAGUUUGUAUUUGGAAUUGUAGUUGCCUUUACUGUCAACUACUACGUCUUCAUUGUCAUUCGUUUCAUGCUGGCCAUGGUGUCCAGCGGAUACCUGGUGGUAGUGUUUGUGUAUGUGACAGAAUUCACUGGGAUAAGAGCUCGGACCUGGACCUCCAUGCACGUCCACGUUGCCUUUGCGGUAGGGAUCAUGGUGGUGGCGUUAGUUGGAUACCUGGUGCGGGUCUGGUGGAUCUAUCAGAUCAUUUUGUCCAUUUCUACAUUUCCCUUCCUUCUUGUGUGCUGGAAGCUGCCAGAGACCCCAUUCUAUCUGUUGGCCAAGGGCAGAUACAAGGAAGCCCAGGACCUCAUUGACAAGGUGGCUGAGUUCAAUGGUAUUGCCAACCCUUGUAGGGUUUCCGACCUACUGCAGCCUGAGGAGAUGGACCUGCUGGAGCAAGACCAGGACUCAGCGCCAGAGAAGAAACUCAGCAUCCUGGAUCUGUUUGGUACCUGGGAAAUGGCUGGCAGGACUAUCACUCUGUGGCUGGUGUGGUUUAUCGGAAGCUUAGGAUACUACGUUUUCUCACUGGGCUCCAUCAAUCUGGGCGGAAACCAGUACCUAAACCCGUUUCUUGCAGGAGCGGUGGAGAUUCCUUCCUACAUCGUCGGGUCCUUUGCAAUGGAUAAACUGGGAAGGAGAAACACUCUGGCCCCCUUCCUUAUUCUCAGUGGAAUAGCGUGUGCCCUUACUAUCAUUGUGAGGCAGAACAUUGCAAUUUUGGCUAUCAUUCUGAGCAUGACAGGGAAGUUUGAGAUUGCUAUAGCCUUUGGACUCAUCUACCUGUACACAUGUGAGUUGUAUCCAACUGUCAUAAGGUCUCUUGCUGUUGGCAGUGGUAGUAUGCUGUGCCGUGUUGGAAGUGUAGUUGCACCCUUCUGCGUGUAUUUAGCAUCUGUUUGGACCUUCUUACCACAGGUGAUCGUUGGUGUCUUGGCCAUCCUGAUUGGGGUGCUGACUCUACUGCUUCCAGAAACCCUGGGGAAACCACUGACAAGCACGCUGGAGGAGGCGGAAGCACUCGGAUCCAAGAAAAAGCCUGAAUGCACACCAGCGAACAGCACGUUGGGAGAGAAAAUCGAAAUGAAUCCAAAAGUCUGAGCUUCCAGGACUUGCAAUAUAAAUGUGCCAAAAGAUGGGCUUUGGUGUUUUCGUAUAUAUAAAUGUAUAUAUAUAUAUUUUUUUUUAAAUCCAUGCAAGUAUAAUAGCAGCAGAGAUCUACGUUUUGAGGCCAUAUGACUUGAGUAGAACAACCAAGGUGCAUUCCAUAGACUUUAUACUGUCGUCUGCACCGUCUUUUUACAUCAAGACACGCGGGACCGAGCAGCUACAUCUAACUGCACUGCAAUACUUUCCCAAUGUCCUCACUCCCUGAGAAGAGUGUUAUUGUAACAAAACUUGCAUUAUGAAUUUGCAAAAAGUGCUUAGGAAUGGGAUGUCUGUCUCCAUGGCGCACUAAUAUAGCUAAGCCAUGGAAGUACUGUAUCGGCAGGUUUCAAUAUUUCAGUAUUUUUCAGAUGAAUGGUGGGGAAUUACAGACAUGCCCUACAUGUAGUGACACAGAGCUAGAGCCAUAUGGAACAGUCAUUCUUGAGCUCUGUGAGUGAAGUGCUGCUUUCUGCAGCAUCACAGCCUGUGCCAAUGUACUGUUUCUGCAACAAUAGUAAUACAUUUUGUAACCCUGGAGCAGCCACACAAAAAAUUAGUCGUAAGAAAACAUGUUAUUAAAUAUGUAGGAAUACAUAUGUACAGAACUAACUAAAAAAAAAACAUGCAGUUGCUGGAAGGAGCAGUUCAGUUAUUGUUGUUGGUAAAUUCUUGAUAUAGGAACUUCCUGCAUGUCAAUUUUGUGAACACUACAAUAAAUGGCAACUACCUUUUUUGGUUAAUGCAAUGAAGAAAGUCACUCAGACCCAGCUGGCUUUUUCCCUUACCUGUUCUGGGUAAGCGUGGAGCUUAAUUGUGGCACCCCAUCUGACCCUGGUCCAUAGAUCUUAUGAACAGAUCAUGAAGGUGUGAUAUGGUUCUUAAUAUUACUUGGAACUUCCAUAAGAGUAUGAGCUACAGUAUAGAAUUGUAUAGAUGCAAGGCACUGCAGGUUCUUUGUAAAAUCUAGUGCUACAGAACCCUCUGCAGAAACACGCUACCUUUGCUGUGUUCUGUGUUGUCUCUAUCGCAGUAUUCUUUUCCCAAUAGCAUUGAUAUUGCUUUAUUCACACAUCAUAGGUAAAUAAAUGUUUGAUGUUUGAAAAAAAUCUCUCUCCUGCUAAACACUUCCGAGUACGUUUAAAAAGAAAUAAAUAGUAAUCCUGGCCCAAGUAAAUGUUAAUGUUGAUAAAUAUGUUGCAUGGUUGAUUAUUAUGACCAAUAUGUUUGAAAAUAUAAUGAUAUGAUAUAAGAUAACAAAGCACACAGCAAAGGUAACAAAUGUAUUUUUUGUAAACUGUGCAAGGUGUUCAGUAACACUUUAAUGACACUGAGACAGAUCAAUAACCUGUUCUCUUUUUUUCCAAGCAGUCAGAAACUGAAGCCACUUUCAAAACAUGGGUCUUAUCAAGUUAUUUGCACUUAAAGCUUGAGUUUAAUAAUUGUUUACACUGCUGACAUUGACUGUGAGGUGUGUGAGGCUGAUUGCAGAUGUAGGACACUCUAGUCUCAUGGUGCGCAUUCAGACUGGGAACCUACAGUUAUUGUGCAUGCAUUCACCACAGACAUUUCUUAUGUUUUUUGUACUUUUGACAUAAGCGACCAGGAACGAAAAAAGCCCAAAAUAUCUGAAAAUGCAACAAAGCAAAAUGGUAAGCGAGAGUAACAAUUUCUCUGGCAAUAAUACUAUUAAUAAUAUUAAGGCUGGACUUAAAUGGUUGUGAAAAGACAUUGUUGGAUAUUUUAUUCAGGUGGAAAAUAAGGAAAGCAAGUGUCUACAUGUUGAACGACUAGACAUUAUGUUCAAAGUAACAUUACAGUUCAAAUGUAUGGCUGUAGUUAAUGCACACCCCAUAAGUUAGCAUUAAAGUAUGUACAGUAUUUAUUGACGGUACUCAUGGCUUUAAGGUAAACGAGGCAUUAUACUCAUCCAAAAUACAUUUUACUCACAUAGGGGUAGAUGUACUAAAACGUUGCGGCUGUCACAAUAGUUGCAAACAGGUCGGCAGUCUAGGGUGAAAUGUAUUGAACAAGCUCAAUGCUGGUAGCGAAUCUUUAGGGAAUGCUUUGCGGCAGCAGCUUUUCUUUGAGGUUCAACCUUACAUGGAAAUGUAAUUAUGGGCAUUCAUGCGUAAAUUUGCAAAAAGGGGCGGAGAAAGUGCAAGUGAGGGUUCUCAAAUAUUAUAAUGAGAUGUGCUAAAUUGCGACUCUUACAAUUGCAUCACUUUGUUAAGAACUUUUGAAAGUAUGUUUUAAACAGUCGUAAUUGUUGGUGGCAUUUCCCAGCCCGCUUUUUCUUGCGCGUUGACAGUGAGGCUAACACCAAAAUACCAAUUUUUCCCUAAAAGCUGGAUGUACUUACAAGCCUUGAAAAUACAUGUCUUGUUUCCCCAACGUGCCACUAACUCCUCCAGCUCAUUCUGAACAGGAAUAGGAAACACACCUAUUCUAUUAAUGUACAGGUGGUUUGUAAUUGUGCAUAAUAUAGCACUGUACCACUGACUAGCUUAAAUAAAACCUGACACUAUACAUUUGGUUUAUAGACUACUCAUGAUAAUAUGAAUUAGUGGUAUAAUGUAAAAUGUGUUGCUGGUCCCUUGGC